Moneuplotes crassus is the source of this 601-nucleotide messenger RNA. Lineage: Eukaryota; Ciliophora; Spirotrichea; Euplotida; Euplotidae. The record is from the annotation of a GenBank genome assembly.
UAAGCAAUUAGCUGAGUCCAAAAUUGACGGCACCAGACACCAAAAGAUGGAAGAGAUGGCUCGUGACGAUUAUAAGCAGUUACUUGACUCACAAGAAUUUCAGAGGAAGAGCCACCUCCAAAAGAUUAAAGAUCAUGUGAUGAGGGUGCUAAACAGAACAGAUGGGUUCAAAUUAUCCUCUAAGAGAACCCCAAUGGAGGCAAGGAUGAGUCAAAAGAUGUUUCCUGACCAGAACACUGGCUUUCAGGUUCAUCCUUACAACAAUCUUGAUAAAUAAACACAUGAAAUUUUGCAAGCUAAAGGCUAUUCAAGAAGCCGAUUACAACAAAUUGGUCACUAAAAAGAAAGAAGAGCAGCAGUCAGCCAAGGACCUAGUCUCACAAAUUCUCACUAAGAAAAAAGAUCACAAUCUUCCCAAGCAGAAUAGAAAUCAUGGCAAAUCACUCAACCUGACUUCAAUCCACAAAGGUAGAAAGUAUAUGGGCUAAACCGAGCCUUAUGAGAUAAACUGUGGGAUUCACGGACUAACUCAGCCGCCCAUAGACCUUGUAAACAAAGCUUGGUACUACUCUCACAAGAUCAGUCCUCAUAAAACCUCUCA